Messenger RNA from Dentiscutata heterogama, 190 nucleotides. Lineage: Eukaryota; Fungi; Glomeromycota; Glomeromycetes; Diversisporales; Gigasporaceae. The record is from the annotation of a GenBank genome assembly.
AGAUCUUCAUCAACAAGGUAAAAAUACACGUAAGAAACGUUUGAUGGAUAGAAACACUUCAACAAGCGUUUUGGUUGAAAUAAGAAUAAAAGCAGCUAAAACUAAUGACAACAUAUUUUGGGACGUUUUGGUUACAUCUAUAUUCAUGAUGCUUGAAGUCUAUAACACAAAAGUGAAAUCAAUUGAAUGA